AUGGGCAUCAAGUUACGCAAAAGUUACGUCCUCAACGACUACUCCACCACCUGUACACUCAAAUGAGAAACUCGGCGGAUUGAGGCCAAUCUAGGAGCCGAGAGGGAACAAUUCGACAAGCGACAGCUAAGCAGCAUCAGCAAAGCCAUCAACACCACCGAAACACCCGUGAAAGAGAAGCAUGCACGACGUAUCAUCCUGGGCACUCACCGGGAGAAGGGGGCCUACACCUUCUGGUCCUACGCCCUGGGCUUCCCCCUGGCCAGCAACUCCAUCCUCAGCUGGAAGUUCUGCCACGUGCUGCACAAAGUCCUGCGCGACGGCCAUCGCAAUGUGUUACAAGACUGCUUGAGACAUUUCAGUUCUAUUGUGGAACUCGGCCAGCUUUGGGGCAAUAUUCACGAUCGAUACGGUCAGCUGGUUGCGCUCUAUUCCAAGCUGCUCUGCACCAAAAUGAAGUUUCACAACAAGCACACUGAAAUCCCCACCAAUUUGGAGGCCACGGAUGAAGUGCUGGAGCGCACAGCCGGGACGGACAUCAACAACGUCUUCCAGCUCACCGUGGAGUUGUUUGAUUACAUGGAUGUGGAGCUGAAGUUGGCUGAGACAGUGCUGCGGCAGCUCAAUUCGUCCAUCGCCAUCUCCACGCUCACGUCGGGCCAGUGUCGCCUGUCGCCGCUUAUACAGGUCAUCCAGGACUGCAGUCAACUCUACCACUUCAUGGUCAAGCUGCUAUUCAAGCUGCACGCAUGUCUCCCUGCUGACACUUUACAAGGACACCGGGAUCGCUUCCGGGACCAGUUCCAGAGCCUCAAGACUUUCUUCAACAGAGCCAGAGAGAUGCUCUACUUCAAGAGACUCAUCCAGAUCCCCAGACUGCCUGACUCACCGCCCAACUUCCUGCAUGCGGCCUCACUGGCCAAGCACGUCAAGCUGGUGGUGGUCAUCCCCGACGAGGACGACGGCGAUGACGACGACGAUGACCCUGAGCCGCUCAUUGACGUCAGUGACGCCGCGAGCACGCAAAGCGGGCCGCAGCCCGACAUCUUUGAUCAGGCCUUCGGACCGCCCAACGGAGGCUUUGACGACAGGGAUCUUCAGAUUGAGAGCCUCAAGCGGGAUCUGGAGCUGUUGCGAGCCGAGCUGGAGAAGGUGAAAGCGGAGGCCCAGCGCUACAUCACGCAGCUCAAGUCGCAGAUCAACAGCCUGGAGGCGGAGUUGGAGGAGCAGCGGUCUCAGAAGCAACGCGCCCUGGUGGAAAAUGAGCAGCUCCGCAUGGCCCUGGAGGCGGCUCGCCGCCGCAACGCCGAGCACGAGAGCCUGCAGAGCACCUUCAUUGAGGCGGAACAAAGAGCCCAGGCCACAGAGCAACGCUACACUAAGCUGAAAGAGAAGCACACAGAGCUGGUGGCCAGUCAUGCCGAACUACUUCGCAAGAGUGCCGACACGGUGAAGAUGCUGUCUGCCACGCAGCAGACUCAGGAGGAGGUGGCGAGGACCAAACAGCAGCUGGCAUUCGAGGUGGAUCGGAUAAGGCAGGAAGCCGACAUGAAGAUGGAGGAGCAGAAGUUUGAGAUGGAGAAGCUGAGAAGAGAGCUGUCGGAGAAGAUGGCGGAAAUAACGCGCAUCAAGGCCACCCUGCAGAGCAGCGAGAUGAGUUCUGCUCAGGUCAGCAGCACCAUGGUCGCUCUGCAGGCGGAGAAGGAGCGUCUGAUGCGCUCGGUGAGCGAGAAGGAGGCCGAGCUUUCGUCCGUACGCCAGAGCGCGCAGUUGCAGCAGUCCACGGUGCAGCAGGAGAAAGACAAGAGCAGCAAGGAGCUCAGUGAACUGCGCCAGAAGCUCCUGGACGAGCAGUUUGCCUUGCUGCAGGGCACCGUCACAGAAGCUGAGAACAUCAUCCAAGAUGCAGUCGCCAAGCUGGACGAUCCCCUCCAUAUCCGUUGCACCAGCUCCCCAGAUUACCUAAUCAGUCGAGCAGAGGUGGCACUGAGCUCCAUUGAUAAAAUGAAAAAAGGCCAAGCGGACUACGUCAAAGACAUGAAAGACGCCGGAGCGCUGCUGAAGUCGCUGACUCACUUCUCCCACGCGGCCGCUGACACCAUCGUCAAUGGCAGCGCCACCGCGCACAUGGCGCCCACCGACCACGCGGAUCGACUGACGGAGAACUGCAGAAGCUGCGCCACUCAGUCUCUGCUGUACUUGAAGGAGCUCAAGUCCAAGGGCACGCUGCUCAGGGCCGACCCAGCCUCUAUUCGAGUCAUCAUCCACAAGAUCCUGGGCCUCGGCCAGGAGCUGCGACCCAAAGGCAUGGACGUCCGCCAGGAUGAGCUGGGAGAUCUGGUUGACAAGGAAAUGGCCGCCACCUCUGCGGCCAUCGAGGAGGCCGUCCGCAGGAUUGAUGAAGUGAUGAAUCAGGCGCGGAAGGAUACGUCGGGAAUCAAACUGGAGGUCAAUGAAAGGAUCCUCAACAGUUGCACAGACCUCAUGAAGGCUAUCCGCAUGCUGGUCCUUGCCUCCACGGAAUUGCAGAAGGAGAUCGUGGAAGGCGGCAGGGGCGCGGCCUCCGUCAAGGAGUUCUACGCCAGGAACUCUCGCUGGACCGAGGGACUGAUCUCUGCGGCCAAGGCCGUGGGCUGGGGUGCCACGGAGAUGGUAGAGUCUGCUGACAAGGUGGUGCUGCACACGGGCAAAUAUGAAGAGUUGAUCGUCUGCUCCCACGAGAUCGCUGCCAGCACUGCGCAACUGGUUGCCGCCUCCAAGGUGAAAGCGGACCGUCACAGCAAGAGGCUGACGGUGCUCCAGCAGGCCUCUCGCCUGGUCAACGAAAUGGCCGCCAAAGUGGUGGGCUCCACCAGGACGGGACAAGAAGACCUGGAUGACAAAGAUCCCAUGGACUUCUCUGGGAUGUCGCUCAUCAAGUUGAAAAAGGAAGAAAUGGAGUCGCAGGUGAAGGUACUGGAGCUGGAGUCUCAGCUCGAUAACGAGCGUCUGCGUCUGGGCGAGCUGAGGAAGCAGCAUUACACUCUGGCCGGCGUACCCCUGGACCAGCUCCAGAUGGCCGACGGCAACGGCGACUCCGACCCCUCCUCGUUGGUGUCCAUGUCGCCCAAGUUCAACAAGCCGACACUUAUGAAGAAGCCCGCACUGGCCCAGAAGCCUAACGUCCUGCUCAAGUCUCCGUUCAAGUGAAAGAGGAAAGCACAAAGAAGUGACGUCAUCGUAGAACGUAAAAUGCCUUACAGGAAAAAGAGGGAGAAAAAUUAACAUUUAGGUUGCUUGCUGACAAUCCUGCUCUUGUAUUAGUCAUUUCCUUUUGCUAAAAUGGACCAGAAGCUGCAUAUUCCUUUUAAUGAAUCCCUAAUACAGCAGCAGUUUAUCUGUUGUUUUAUUUUAGCAUUUGGCGCGACCCAUUCAACAUUUUUUUCCCCGCCUUUGUUAAGGGUUUUGCAACCUGGCAAAAAUUCUAGAUGCCGCUUUGAGAAUAACAAGUCGUCUUAUCUAAAUUUUUUUUUUUUUGUUGACAAACCUUCUGCGUUGCCCUCACUGUGAAGACAGUGUCAUCUCAUCUGCAAAACUAUGUUAACUCAGAGGCCUUUGGAAUGUACUGCACAGAAGUGUUUUAUUAAUAUUGAUCAUAAUAAUUAUUAAUAAUAAUUCAUGUAAAGCCAUACGCUUGUACAGCAAGUCCCAGCAAGAAUAAUGUAUACAUCUCAUCUGGAAUGGAUACGUACUCUACACGCCAAUCACAUGUAGUUGCUUCUUCGAGGAUGAAUGUGGCUGUUUAGCACUGGGAGUUUUUCUUACAGGGUACUUAUUAUUAUUGCAUCACUUUAUGCUCUUCUACUGUCUUUAUAUAAACACACAGAUCUAGUUGGAAAUAUUUUAGAAAAGAUCAUGGUGUUUGUCCUUAUCCCAAGUGUAAAUGUCCAACAAAUUAAAUAAAUGUUUAAUUCAA
Molecule: messenger RNA, 3955 nt
Organism: Hippocampus comes (tiger tail seahorse)
Lineage: Eukaryota; Metazoa; Chordata; Actinopteri; Syngnathiformes; Syngnathidae
Gene: hip1rb
Product: huntingtin interacting protein 1 related b
Biological process (GO): clathrin coat assembly; endocytosis; actin filament organization
Cellular component (GO): clathrin-coated vesicle; cortical actin cytoskeleton
Molecular function (GO): clathrin-cargo adaptor activity; clathrin light chain binding; actin filament binding
Source: RefSeq, a predicted model, not a curated record